AACGAGCCAUCAGCCAUGGAGGCGAUAGUGGAGUGGCCGGAGCCCGUCGUCCGAGUCCAAACCCUCGCCGGAGGGGACACUAUCCCCGACCGGUACGUCAAGCCGCCCUCCGAGCGGCCCGACUUGACUGCCACCACGGCCGGACUAGCUAAUGGUGUUCCGGUGAUCGAUUUCGCCUCGCUGGCGGCAGGAGGUGCGACGGAGGCAGUGCAGGCGGCGUGCCGGGACUGGGGCUUCUUCCAGUUGGUGAACCACGGUAUCGGGAGCGCUGCGGCGGCGCGGCGCGUGUGGCGCGACUUCUUCGCGCUACCAAUGGAGGAGAAGCAGCGGUACGCGAACUCUCCGGCGACGUUCGAGGGCUACGGCAGUCGACUCGGCGUCACCAAGGGCGCCCUCCUAGACUGGGGAGACUACUUCUUCCUCCACCUCUCUCCUCCCUCCGACCACGCCAAAUGGCCCUCCUCGCCGCCUCAAUUGAGGGAGAAGACAGAGGAGUACUGUGGGGCGGUGGGGAAGGUAAUUGAGCAGGUGAAGAGGGCGAUAUCGGCAGCGCUGGGGGUGGAGGAAGGGUUCAUGGAGGCGGCGUUCGGGGCGGCGGGGGCGGCGGUGAGAAUAAACUACUACCCCAAGUGCCCGCAGCCGGAGCUCGCCCUGGGUCUGUCGCCGCACUCCGACCCCGGCGGCCUCACCGUGCUUCUUCCGGACGAGCACGUCAAGGGGCUUCAGGUCCGCCACGCCGGCGAGUGGAUCACCGUUGACCCUGUCCUUGGUGGCCUCAUCGUCAACAUCGGCGAUCAAAUCCAGGUGCUGACGAACGGUAAAUACCAGAGCGUAGAGCAUCGCGUGAUCGUGAACGCCGCCGUAGAGAGGCUCUCCAUCGCCUACUUCCACAACCCGCAAGAUGACCUAGUAAUCACCCCCGCCAAUGAAUUCGUGACACGUGCUGAGCCCGCCAAGUAUAAGCCAAUGAAGUACAAGGACUACAAGAUGCAGAUCAGGAUGCGGGGGCCCGGCGGCAAAUCCCACGUGGACUUACUCACAAACACAUGAUUAAUAAUCAUGGACGAAAAUAUUCAACAUUGUUUGUCAAAAAUUAUUAAAUAAAAUUAAAAAUGGAUAAAAAGAUUAAAAGUACACUUUUUUAUUUAUUGGAGUUGU
This is a messenger RNA of Zingiber officinale, 1158 nucleotides long. Its product is annotated as jasmonate-induced oxygenase 1-like. The coding region runs from base 16 to 1050 and encodes 344 amino acids. The transcript is spliced from 3 exons. NCBI's taxonomy places the organism in Eukaryota, Viridiplantae, Streptophyta, Magnoliopsida, Zingiberales, Zingiberaceae. The record is from RefSeq and is a predicted model, not a curated record.